GAAUUGUGGAGUACAUGAGCUAAUCUGCAUCAGAAAAGUGGCAGUUAGUAAGAUCAGAGCCAUACUCCAUAGGCUGGACAUUUUUUGAGAAAUCAUAAACUGACCAAUCAAACUGUGUGCUCCCUGAUGUCACUGGCAACAUGGCAUUAUUUAAGAGCUUCCAGCAAAGUCUACCCUCCAUGUCUGCAAUGUUGGAAUCGGUGACAGAAAAGAUCGAUGACUUUGCUUAUGCACUGAGCGACAUCACGUACACUGUGACUGGAGAAUUGGCCGAACAGGUCAACACCAUCAUUCACAAAGUCCAGGCCGAGGAGCUGAAGUGGAUUCGUAAGAAAGAGGCAGCAGAGAAGGAAGCUGUAGCACGUCAGGCCCUAGAGAGAGAUGUUUUUCAGGGUAAGGCAGAAAUCCAGGCCCAGGCUGUACCUGACGUAAUGAAGGGACAAGAGCCACACACUACAGGCAAUGAAACUGUUUCAUUACUCUCCUCUAAGACUUUCUCUACAGAAAGUGACCUCUCACAAACUCCUGACACUCUUAAUGGAAACAAGUUCAAGGCACAACAACAUGAUGCUUUUUCAUCCUCUGUUGAGGGGAAAUUUGGACUUCAAAACAAUGGCUCCUGUGAUAAAGAAAGAACUGAGUCCACUAGACUAAAAACAUCUCUUAGGAGCUCAACAGGAGGUGGUGAGAAGAAAAUGUCCUCCAGCAAGCAGGAAAGACAUGCUAAAGAAAAGAGUUAUGUGAAUGCAGACUAUCAUUGUUCAUCGUCUGACAGUGAUGAUGAAGUGAUUGGACAGUACCAGGAGGCUGUGUCUCGGUCGCAGGGUCUCCGGGGUGGCUCAGCAGGAGUAAAAACACGCCACCAAAAGGGCUAUGGCUGGGACACAAGACAGAAAUACUGCCCCCUAGCGGCCGAGUAUGAUGGCUACAGCAGUGAGGCCUCAGCAGAUGAUGUAAACUGUAUCCAACGGAUGAGACGGACACCGCCACUGGACGAGCUGCAGCCUCCACCAUAUAUGGACGAGAAUGGUUCACCACGCAUGUCAUGUACGCCCUCUGACCUGGAUGAUGCCAAGUGUGACCUUUCCCAUGGGAGCGAGAGCCCCAGACACAGCUAUGGGAAAUGUCCGAGUGAGGUCAGCGGACCACAGGAAACUGAGAGUUUCCUCAACAAGGGCUAUGAAGAAGACGUACCCAGCGACAGCACUGCUGUACUCAGCCCAGAGGAUCUCUCUGCACGUGGCUCAGCUGCUCAUCUUCCCAAAGGUUAUGACCCCGAGCCUCUCACUCAGUACGGUACCCUCGAUGUUGUCUUUGACUACGAUUCGUCUGACCAGCGUCUGUCUGUCACAAUAACUGCACUUACGGACAUUCCUCCACUCAAACGCUCUGGGAACAUCUCCUGGCAGGUGCAUCUGGUGCUGCUGCCCACCAAAAAACAGAGGGCAAAAACCAUCAUCCAGCGUGACCCCUGUCCCGUCUUCACAGAGACAUUUCACUUCAGCCAUAUCGAGUCAGAGAUGAUCAUGAACUAUGCUGUUCGGUUCCGUUUGUACGGCGUGCGCAGGAUGAAGAAGGAGAAAGCUCUCGGAGAGAAGGUGUUUUACCUCACCAAACUCAACCUGCAGGGCAAGAUGUCUGUCCCCAUCAUACUGGACCCCUGCUGCAACAUACCCGGCAGUGACUCUCUGGCAAGCAUGUCAGACGUGUCAUGCAGUGAAACAGCCUCAUCGUUCCCGUCUGCAGUUCAAGGGUCAGCUCCAGAGAUCCUGCUGGGGCUUUUGUACAAUGCCACUACAGGGCGCCUCUCUGUGGAGGUCAUCAAAGGAAGCCACUUCAAAAACCUGGCCGUAAACAAACCUCCCAAUGGUUUGUUCUGUUGUCUAAAGCACUUGAUAGGUGGGCAGGUGUACAUAAUUCGAGACACAUAUGUGAAGCUGGCUCUACUGAACUCAGUGGGUCAGGAAAUGUCCAAGUGCAAGACCUCCAUUUGCCGUGGCCAACCCAACCCCACCUACAAGGAGACCUUUGUGUUCCAAGUAGCUCUGUUCCAGCUCUCUGACGUCACACUCAUCUUAUCCGUCUAUAACAAACGCAGCAUGAAACGGAAGGAGAUGAUUGGCUGGAUCUCUCUGGGGCUGAACAGCUCUGGAGAGGAGGAGCUGACACACUGGACUCAGAUGAAAGAAUCAAAGGGACAACAGGUGUGUCGAUGGCACAGUCUUUUGGAGUCGUAG
Messenger RNA from Xyrauchen texanus (razorback sucker), 2237 nucleotides. RefSeq names its product synaptotagmin-14-like. Lineage: Eukaryota; Metazoa; Chordata; Actinopteri; Cypriniformes; Catostomidae. The record is from RefSeq and is a predicted model, not a curated record. Bases 141 to 2237 code for a protein of 698 amino acids. The transcript has 8 exons.